AGAUAGACACACCGCUCCCACGGGGGGACCCUCGCCUAUAUAAGCUGUGCAGCUGUCAGGUGGAGGGCACUGCUUUGCGCAAAGGGGAAGACGCGCUUUAGGGGAUUUCAGCUCCAGACACUCAUAGAUCCAAACUGUAACUAUGUCUUGGGGAUACGCAGCAAAUAACGGACCCGACAAAUGGGCUGAUAACUUCCCGAUUGCCAACGGACCCCGGCAGUCUCCCAUUGACAUCAUACCUGGCGAAGCAUCAUUCGACGGGGGGUUGAAGCCGCUCAGCCUGAAGUACGACCCCUCCACCUGCUUAGACAUCCUCAACAACGGACAUUCCUUCCAAGUGACCUUCGCAGAUGACACCAACAGCUCAACUCUGACAGAUGGACCGAUCUCAGGGAUCUACAGGCUCAAGCAGUUUCAUUUCCACUGGGGGGCUUCUGAUGACAAGGGCUCUGAACACACCGUGGCUGGGACCAAGUAUCCUGCUGAGCUUCAUCUCGUGCAUUGGAACACCAAAUAUCCAAGCUUUGGGGAGGCUGCGAGCCAGCCGGAUGGACUCGCAGUAGUUGGAGUCUUCCUACAGAUUGGCGACCACAAUCCUAGCCUCCAGAAGGUUCUUGAUGCCUUUGGUGCCAUCAAGGCCAAAGGGAAGCAGACCUCUUUUCCAGGCUUCGACCCUGCUACCCUGCUCCCUGCCUGCUUAGAUUACUGGACGUACGACGGCUCUCUGACCACACCCCCUCUGCUCGAGAGCGUCACCUGGAUCGUGUGCAAGCAGCCAAUCACUCUGACCUCUGAGCAGAUGGCUAAAUUCCGCUGUCUGCUCUUCUCCGCUGAGGGUGAGGCCGAGUGCUGCAUGGUGGACAACUACCGCCCUCCCCAGCCCCUCAAGGGCCGCUCCGUCCGUGCUUCCUUCAAGUAAUACCCCCCCCACCCCCACCACCCCACCACCACCCCCCUCGGCCCCACAUGUGCCCUGUUGCCCUUUCCCUUCCCCCGUCCUUUAGUUGUGCACCCGCAGUUACCUCUCUUGCAGUGAGCUACAAAGCACACAUAUCUCUCUUUCUCUCAGUCAAAAUUGAAAAUAAAUGAAAUUCCUACGCCAGUUGCUUUUGAAGCUGGGCAGUCUUAUUGUAAAAUGGGGCACUUGCAGGAUUUGCAGCUCGGUUUUUACAAUAAUAUGCCAACAAUGCCCUGUCUUUUUUUUUUUUUUUUUUUAAGACAAACACUUCACGGUGUCUGCAACACAUUAACCAGAUGUCAGUGUCUUUAGAGCCAGAACACUGGUGCAUGUAUUUCCUUUUUUGUACAAUACAAAAAAUAUCAUAAGAAUGAAAAAAAAAAACGAAGAGGAAUUAUUUUCAAAAUGGUGCUCUUGAGCCAGCAGGAAGCAGAACGCACAAGCUAGUUGUAGUAGGCAGGGGGAGGAUGAAGCUACAUCACCAUCUGUGAAGGGGAAGGUGCGGAUAUAAAAAGCCGCCUGCGCAGACACAGGCCACAUGCAUGCACGCUGUCUGUCCGUCUGUCUGUAAUCUCUGACUGACUGCCAGCCUCUGCAUCACAGCAGCUUAAUAAAACGUCGCAGCCGCCUCCAUCACAACCGAUUGACUCAGAAAAUCCCCCUCUGGCUUUUACACACAAACAACAUCACACGCGGUCCCAUGCAGACGUGAUGCCUAUAGGCACUGACCUGCUUAUUGAUUUGGAUCCAGUGUAAAGCAGCAAAGGUCAUGUGGACAGCCCACUGCUUGUGCUGACUGCUGAACUCCAUCACAGCAAAGGCUUACUUCUCUUUUUAUUACAGCCUGUUGUGCAGAUCUGUAAUGUGUUUGUCAUCCUCUGUCAUGUGUUGUUAUUAACAUGGACUUCGUGUUUUAGCGUGACUGCUUAUGCAAAAUACGUCAGGAAUGAUGACUGAAUUACGUUUUGUAACCAAAAGCUCCUUUGCAUUUUUGAUGCCCUGAUAAUAUAGCAAUAGAGGGAGGGAUCCUCUUUUUCCAAAUGAAAUGUAAUGUGUUGUUCUGAAAUCCUCCCUGUGUGAUGUGCUCAUGCUUUAAACGCACAGUCGCUGGGUAUGGGCGACGCCAUUAUGGCAAACGCACAAAGCCAAGGAAGAAAUUACCCUGCCAAGAAAGCCAAGGAAGAAAAGAACCUGCCAACAGAUAAGAUUAUAGCAUCAGCCUAGUGUAAGACAAUAAUUAACAACAGACCAUGUGAGCUUCCCUUCAGCUGUGGGACAUCAGGACUUUGCUCUGUAAGCACUUCUGAAAAAAGUCUGACAAAAUUGAUGGAUUUCCAGAAAGAUUGUAAUUAACACAGAAAAGAAAAAUCGCCUUAUGCCAGUCACUGUUUGGGCUGUCCAGGACUAUGUCUUGUUGUUCUACUUUGGAAGUGAACGUUUUAGUAGUUAAAUAAAUCUAUUUUAUGACUUAAA
Molecule: messenger RNA, 2431 nt
Organism: Sphaeramia orbicularis (orbiculate cardinalfish)
Lineage: Eukaryota; Metazoa; Chordata; Actinopteri; Kurtiformes; Apogonidae
Product: carbonic anhydrase 1
Exons: 7
Coding region: 143-919 (258 amino acids)
Biological process (GO): carbon dioxide transport; regulation of pH
Cellular component (GO): cytoplasm
Molecular function (GO): carbonate dehydratase activity; zinc ion binding
Source: RefSeq, a predicted model, not a curated record